GUAUGUAUGUAUGUAUGUAUGUAUGUAUGUAUGUAUGUAUGUAUGUAUGUAUGUAUGUAUGUAUGUAUGUAUGUAUGUAUGUAUGUAUGUAUGUAUGAAUGUAUGUAUGUAUGUAUAUAUGUAGAUAUGUGUGUUUGUUUGGUGGUUGUGUAACAGCUCCGAUUUUGAAAAAAGACGUUUGUCGUUAUGACGGAUUAACGGAGUAUAAAAUAAUUGAUAGUAUUCAUGAUACUAUCAUGACGAUUUACAGAUAUAUAUAGAUAUAUAUAUGCACACAAUAUAAAUAACAAUAUGGUAUGAUAAUGUUACAAUAUAUAUCUGUUGAUAGAUGCAAGUACCGUAUUGUUUUGUAACGUAAAUAAAUAUUCAUCAUCAACAAUAAGUCGUUAUACUGAUUGAUUGAUUGGACGUCAUCAGUUCUUAAGGGUAAAGACCAUUUCCUCCACAUAGAAACUAAUAGAUUAAUUAACGAGAAUAUAAUACUAUUGCAAAAAGUGGAAAAUCUAGAGAAAGAAAAUAAAGAGCUAUCCGAACGAGUCGCAACCAGCUGCAAACAGGCUAGCAUAAUCAAUAUAACGGAAAUGGACAACAACCACAACAAAAACAACAACAAUAACAACAACAGCAACAACAAUAACAACAAAAGUAACAACAACCUGGAUUUAGCCAACACCACUCAUCAAACGGACAUUCUAAAUGACGUCAUCAAGGAGUUUGAACUCACAAGUCCUGGCAGUUUUGUCUGCCAAAAUUGUCGAAACAGAAGUCCCCAAGAACUAGCAAAAUUGGUCGAGCAAGCCAACAGGCAUUCAAAUAACAGGGGUGUCAUGUUAGUCAUAAAUGAACAUCAGCUUAAGGCUAGUAGCGGCAGUCUAGUGAAUGAUUCGAAAGUUGAUAACACCAAUAACAGCGACGACGACAAUAACAACAACAACAAUAGCAAUAACAAUAAUAAUAAUAACAAUAACAACAACGAAUUAUUUAAAAAGUUGCAAGAGGAAUUGGUUGCCUGUAAGCUGAGAGAGGCAGAGUCCAGUUUGGGCUUUAAAGAACUUCAACAGAAGGUCACUCAACUAAGCAAGCAAUGGCAGCAAUUCAUAAAAGAUUGCGAAAACCCGAGAAGUUCUGGCGAGAUAAAAAACCGGACUUUACUUGACCUGAAAGAAACGAUCAUGUCUUUAAAAGUUAAGGAAACUUGCAUGGUAUCUGAAUACAAUGAACUCAAGCAGAAAUUAAUUGAUCUCGAGACAGAGAACCACGUCUAUAAGCGACAAGAGAAGAAGUUAAAAGAAUGUAUAAACACUCUGGAGGAGAAGUUAUCGACAUCUUUGUUAAGGGAAGAUGACCUGAUUAACGAGAACAAGGAACUUUUGAGGAGAAUCGAUUCCAUCAGCACCCAGAACGAAGAGAGUGUCAUUAUGUACAAGAUAAAGUAUGCAGAGCAAUGCCAGAAGAUGGCUGACAUGAGAAGGAAAGUUGCCGAGUUGGAAAUUGAGAAUGAAGAACUGCUAACAGCCUACAAACUCAACCCGUCCGUUCAAGAUGGCCGUAACAAUUUCCACAACAACAACAACAAUCCUCAUAAAUGCCACUACAAACGCAACAACAACAACGACGACAACGAACCAACAACACCCACAUACGGUAGUGUAACCAGUCUAGAGGAGCAGCAGCAGAAUGUUAUCGACCUACUAUCGAAUUGCGAUAUGUCGGAUAUCAUGACCGAAUCUUUCUUCGCCGACGCCGUAUUCGCACCGGUCAGUUUACCGACCGGUUUACCGACGAAUCUGAAGACGAGAAAGAACCACAACGACGACAAUAAUAACGAUGGCGAUUCAUUUAUAUAGCGCGGAACAGCAAGCGUCUAUUCGUAAUAAUAACAAUAAUAAUAAUAACAACAACAAUAAUAAUAACAAUAAUAUUAAUAAAACAGACGUAACUUUUUCAAAUAAAUUUGUUGAUAAUCUCUUAGACGAAUAUUUCAGUCUAUCUAUACAUAGACUAUAAAUCUAUAAAUAUUGACAUUGACCAUAAUGAGCGAACGAAUGACUGACUAAAGAAAUGAAUAAUAUAUAUAUAUAUAUUAUUUAUAUAAACAAACAAAUAAUAUAAUUUUAUUAGACAAUAUAUAUAUAUAAUAUAUAUAUAUAUAUAUACAGUGCAUAAAACCGUUAUUUUAGUAAUAGAAUGGGGUUUGUAAUAGAAAAUAUGCACGCUGAUAUUCUGGAAGUUUAUAAUUAAUAAUAAUCGUUAUAAUUAUCAAUUAUUAUUAAUUACAAACUUCCAGAAUCGAUAAUUAUAACGAAUAUUGUUAAUAAAUUACAGUUGGUUAUCAUCA
Messenger RNA from Helobdella robusta, 2338 nucleotides. RefSeq lists its product as hypothetical. The coding region runs from base 582 to 1847 and encodes 421 amino acids. The record is from RefSeq and is a predicted model, not a curated record. NCBI's taxonomy places the organism in Eukaryota, Metazoa, Annelida, Clitellata, Rhynchobdellida, Glossiphoniidae. The transcript has 10 exons.